Molecule: messenger RNA, 840 nt
Organism: Aspergillus puulaauensis
Lineage: Eukaryota; Fungi; Ascomycota; Eurotiomycetes; Eurotiales; Aspergillaceae
Gene: TM1
Product: TIM-barrel enzyme family protein
Exons: 2
Coding region: 1-840 (279 amino acids)
Molecular function (GO): catalytic activity
Source: RefSeq, a predicted model, not a curated record
AUGGCACCACCAACCAACCGCGACGAGAUCCUCGCCCGCCUCCGCCGCCAAAUCUCAGACGGAAAGCCCAUCGUCGGCGCUGGAGCCGGAAUCGGCCUAUCCGCCAAAUCCGUCGAAGCCGGCGGCGGCGACCUAAUCAUAAUCUACAACAGCGGCCGAUUCCGCAUGGCCGGCCACGGCAGUCUCGCGGGGCUAAUGCCCUACAGCAACGCCAACGAAGUCGUCGUGGAGAUGGCGUCGGAAGUGCUCCCUGUGGUGCAGCACACGCCCGUGAUCGCGGGAGUCUGCGGCACCGAUCCACUGAAAGACAUGCCGCGGUUUCUGGCGCAGCUCCGGGAUUUGGGGUUUGCGGGGGUGCAGAAUUUCCCGACGGUGGGGCUCAUUGAUGGGCAGUUUCGGGCGAAUCUGGAGGAGACGGGGAUGGGGUUUGGGAAGGAGGUUGAGAUGAUUAGGGGCGCGGCGGGGAUGGGGCUUGUGACGACGCCGUAUGUGUUUAAUGUUGGGGAGGCGGAGGCCAUGGCGCGUGCUGGGGCGGAUGUGCUGGUUGCGCAUAUGGGACUGACGACGAGUGGGACGAUUGGGGCGAAGAGCGGGAAGGGGCUUGAGGAGUGUGUCAAGGAGAUUCAGGCGAUCAGGGAUGCGGCUGUGAGGAUUCGCGAGGAUGUUAUUGUGCUCUGUCAUGGGGGCCCGAUUGCGAAGCCGGAGGAUGCGAGGGUUGUGCUUGAGCGGGUGAAGGGGCUGCAUGGGUUCUUUGGGGCCAGCUCGAUGGAGAGAUUGCCUGUUGAGGUUGCUAUUAAAGAUACGACAAAGGAGUUCAAGGGGAUUGCCAUAAGUAAUUGA